UAACGAACCCCUCUUUUAUGGGCCUUAAGUUCUAUCGCUUUGGCCUUAGGGUAUAAACUGACCUAGGGUUUCAUUUGCUGUAUUCCGAGCAUCAUCAUCACAGGCAGAGGCAAGAAGGCAACUCAGCUAUCCUUCGUCGGAGUAAAAUUUCAGCUCUUUCAAGAUGGCGUAUGCAGCAAUGAAGCCAACAAAACCAGGGCUAGAAGAGCCCCAAGAGCAAAUCCACAAGAUCAGAAUCACUCUUUCCUCAAAGAAUGUCAAGAAUCUUGAAAAAGUUUGUUCUGAUUUGGUUCGUGGGGCCAAAGACAAGAAACUAAGAGUGAAAGGACCUGUUAGAAUGCCAACCAAGGUUCUUAACAUCACAACCAGGAAGUCCCCUUGUGGUGAAGGAACAAACACAUGGGACAGAUUUGAGCUUCGUGUCCACAAGAGGGUGAUUGAUCUUUUCAGCUCACCAGAUGUUGUGAAGCAAAUCACUUCUAUCACCAUUGAACCUGGUGUUGAGGUUGAAGUCACCAUUGCUGACCCAUAGAGAUGUUUGCUUUGAGUUUUGUGUUGCCAUGUCCUUUGUUUUUUCUUGAUAGUUUUGAUGUAUGUUUUUGAUGAUUAAAUUUUUGGGGAUCAGUAAUUGACAGGAGGAAAAGUAGACUUGAGUUUAUUAUUCAUUUUAUGUUCCAUAACAAUUGAAUGUGUUUCUUUUACCAAUUGUUUUUCUUUCA
Messenger RNA from Lactuca sativa (garden lettuce), 719 nucleotides. Its product is annotated as small ribosomal subunit protein uS10y. Gene Ontology annotation, cellular component: small ribosomal subunit; ribosome. Lineage: Eukaryota; Viridiplantae; Streptophyta; Magnoliopsida; Asterales; Asteraceae. The record is from RefSeq and is a predicted model, not a curated record. Gene Ontology annotation, molecular function: structural constituent of ribosome. Gene Ontology annotation, biological process: translation.